Messenger RNA from Artibeus jamaicensis (Jamaican fruit-eating bat), 972 nucleotides. Its product is annotated as olfactory receptor 11H12. The record is from RefSeq and is a predicted model, not a curated record. The transcript has a single exon. Gene Ontology annotation, biological process: G protein-coupled receptor signaling pathway. Gene Ontology annotation, molecular function: G protein-coupled receptor activity; olfactory receptor activity. Lineage: Eukaryota; Metazoa; Chordata; Mammalia; Chiroptera; Phyllostomidae. Bases 31 to 972 code for a protein of 313 amino acids. Gene Ontology annotation, cellular component: membrane.
UUGUCUCUGUCGCUUUCACAGGUCAGAGUAAUGAGGACUUUGGAGACUACUAACAUCUCUGGGUUUGUGAGUGAGUUCAUUCUCCUGGGCUUCCCCUGCCACAGAGACAUCCAGAUCUUCCUCUUUGUGCUCUUCUCCCUCAUCUACCUUCUGACCCUCCUGGGGAACAUAGCCAUCAUCUAUGCUGUGUGGUCAAACCAGAAUCUCCACACCCCCAUGUACAUCCUCCUGGCCAACUUCUCCUUCCUAGAGAUCUGCUAUGUCAGUUCUGAUGUGCCCAAAAUGUUGGCCAACAUCAUCUCUCAGAACAAGAGCAUCUCCUACUCUGGCUGCCUGCUCCAGUUUUACUUCUUCUUCUCCAUGUGUGCUGCUGAAGGCUUAUUUCUGUCAGUGAUGUCAUUUGAUCGAUUUCUUGCCAUUUGUCGGCCUUUGCACUAUCCCACUAUAAUGACACAUCGCCUAUGUGCUCAGUUAGUGGUCUUCUGCUGGACAGGGGGCUUUCUCUGCCUACUGACUCCUUUGACCUUAAUAUACCAGGUGCCCUUCUGUGGUCCAAACACCAUUGACCACUUUCUCUGUGAUUUGGCACCUUUGCUGGCAUUGUCCUGUGCUCCAGUAUCUGGAAUUACUCUAGUCUGUGGUAUCAUUAGCUCUCUCAUCAUCUUUCUCACAUUUCUGUACAUCCUUGGCACUUACUUCUGUGUUCUAGGUGUGGUGCUACAGAUGCCCUCAGGCUCAGGAAAGCAUAAAGCUUUCUCCACUUGUGCCUCCCACCUUGCUGUGGUGUCUCUGUUCUAUGGUUCAGUCAUGGUGAUGUAUGUUAGCCCAGGUUCAGGGAAGUAUCCUGGCAUGCAGAAAUUUGUGACCUUGUUCUAUGCUUUGGCAACUCCAUUCUUCAAUCCCCUUAUCUACAACUUCCGAAACAAAGAUAUGAAGGAUGCACUAAAGAAAAUUCUGAAUGUAUUAUUGUGA